Messenger RNA from Drosophila guanche, 2361 nucleotides. RefSeq names its product scoloptoxin SSD14. Gene Ontology annotation, biological process: glutathione catabolic process. Gene Ontology annotation, molecular function: glutathione gamma-glutamate hydrolase. Gene Ontology annotation, cellular component: plasma membrane. The transcript is spliced from 4 exons. Bases 428 to 2167 code for a protein of 579 amino acids. The record is from RefSeq and is a predicted model, not a curated record. NCBI's taxonomy places the organism in Eukaryota, Metazoa, Arthropoda, Insecta, Diptera, Drosophilidae.
UCCACGAAGCUGCAUCAGUCGAUCGCGAAAACUGCCAAGUGACGGUUGGGGGCAACUGCGACAUCAACAUUAUACCUCAAUAUACACACGCAAAGAACGGCAUCAAGAACUAACGGCGAUCGGCAACCCUUGGCUAAAAGACUUGAGCCCUGAGUCCCGAAAAACGUCUUCGGCGCAGCAUUUUGUUAUAAUUUUUAAAUAUUCUUCUCAUUCUUUGUUUCUUUUGUUGUUUUUUGAUUUGUUUUCUUUAUUUUUAUUUGCUUGCGACCGUUUUUAUUUUUGGAGACUCGGUGUUUUUUUUGUCGGUUUUUAUUGUUGUUAUUUUGCGGUCACGGCUUAAACCUGACUGCCAGCAGUCGACCGAUCAAUCGCUUCGUAAACGUUUACAUUUUGUGUUAAUAUUUUGUGGCUGUGCCGAACACGCAGAAUGAGGUUGGUGUGCAACAAGAAGACUUUGCUAUGGCUACUCCUGGCUGCUGUCCUGGUCACCGCACUGACGCUGGGCCUCGUCUUUGGGCUGAAGAGCAGCGGUGCGCCCCUCAUUAGUGGCGCCGUCGUGUCCAAUGGCAUCGGCUGCGCCGCCAUUGGUGGCAAUAUGCUGGAGGAUGGUGGCUCUGCCGUGGAUGCGGCCAUUGCCACAUUGCUCUGCGAGGGUCUGCUGCUGCCCCACUCGAUGGGCAUCGGGGGGGGCUUCGUGGCGACCAUUUACACGAGGAGCACGCGACGCGUGGAGACGGUGAUAGCGCGUGAGUCGGCACCGGCGGCCGCCCACAAGGAAAUGUAUUUGGGUCAGACGAGCGUCACGGGCGCCAUGGCUGGCGCUGUGCCCGGCGAGAUACUCGGCUACUGGGAGAUGCAUCGCAAGUACGGCCGCCUGCCCUGGAAGACGCUCUUCCAGCCAUCGAUCAAGCUGGCCCGCGAGGGCCAUGUCGUGUCACGCUAUCUGGCCUCGGCCAUUCGAUCGAAGCUCAGCGAAAUCCAGAACGAACCAUCGCUGGCUGCCAUGUUCCUGAAUGCAAACGGCGAGCCCUAUGUGGAGGGUGACUACAUGAAGCGCACCACGCUGGCCGACACUCUGGAGCGGAUUGCCGAGAACGGUGCCAGCGAGAUCUACGAUGGGGGGGAGACGGGUCGCAAGUUUGUCGAGGAUAUACAGAAGCUGGGCGGCAUCAUCACGGAGCAGGACUUGAAGGACUAUCGCGUGCAGUGGGACAGCGAUGGGCACAUUGUGGCCAAUGUCACUGGCGGCUACACUCUGUACUCGACGCCACUGCCCAGCAGUGGACCCAUUCUGGCCUUCAUUCUCAACAUCAUGGGCGAUCUGUACACGGAGGACAAGGCUGUCUACUGGCAGCGUGCCGUGGAGGCCUUCAAGCAUGCCUACGGGCAGCGCACGCAUCUGGGGGACUACCACAGCGAUCCGGUGAGCGGUGGCAGCAUUCAGGAGACGCUCGAGAAGAUUCUCAGCGCCGAGCUGGUGGCCGAGGUGCGCAAGCUCAUCCACGACGACAGCACCUCGCAGGACAAUCUCUACUAUGGCGCCAAUUUCUCUGUGGAGGCGGACCAUGGCACCGCACACAUGAAUGUGCUGGCCACCAACGGCGAUGCCGUCUCCAUUACCAGCACCAUCAACAAUUACUUUGGCUCGAAGGUUGCCUCCGCACAGACGGGCAUCAUAUUGAACGACGAAAUGGAUGACUUCUCCACACCGGGCGUGGUCAACAGCUUCGGUGUGCCCGCCUCGCCGGCCAAUUAUAUUUAUCCUGGCAAGCGGCCCAUGUCCUCCAUGUCGCCCGUCAUCAUUGUCGAUGGCGAUGGCAAUGUACGGCUGCUGGUGGGCGCCGCUGGUGGCACCAAAAUCACCACUAGCGUGGCAACGGUUAUCAUGAAAUAUCUCAUACAGCACGAGAGCCUGGAACAUGCUGUCAAUGAUGGCCGCAUACACCACCAGCUGGUGCCCAUGCGCGUUCACUAUGAGGGCGGUGUGGAGAGCGAAAUUUCAGACUAUCUCGAAAAGGUGGGGCACACCAUGUACCAGGAAUCGGAGGGUUCCAGCUUUGCGGCCGUCACUGCCAUUGGAUCCCUGGAGGAGCCGGAGCCAUUCUUUGAUCGCCGCCGCGUUGGCAGUGCUUUAACCCUCAAGAAUCGCAACAAGAUGCAGCACUAAAAGUGCGCAAAACUGUGCUCGUGAUUUCAGUUUUAUUUAUUUAACUUUAGUAUUACUCGAGACGAGGGGAGAGCAGAAAAUGCAGUAACUGUAUAUAAUUAAUUGUUGAAGGAUAUUUCGAAUAGAGAAAAGUUUUUUUUUGUAUGUAAAUAACUGGCUUUGAACAUCCAAAUAAAUGAAUUCUGUUAAUCAAA